UUUGUACUCUGUUUUGCUGUGCUUCGUCAUGAUUCCAUUCAAAAACGUGGACCCUCCACUACCACCUUUGGUUUCCGUUUCUCUAAUUUCUCGAAAACCAUAAAAAAAAAAAUCUCAAUCUCUGUGUUUUCCCUCUCCGUUUCUCAAAGACAAACCCUAGUUUCUCUACCUCGUGCUUCUGACAUUUCUGUUUUCUCAAAAUCCAGCUCGGUUUAUUCCAAUUUCAAAACUCUGGGUUUUAGUAGGUCAUCGUCAAAGUUGUCUCCUUUACGGUCCUUUUCACCAGCUUAAGAAUAAUUUUUUUUUUAAAAGGACGCCUGAAUUUAAAUAAUCAGGCUUCCGUAUAAAAAUCACACUCUUGUUUGUGUCAGUUAAAAAUCAGAGCUUGACCACCCCUCUCACCAUGGACGUUCCCGGAGAAUCACGGCUCGGCGGCGGCGGAGGCGGAAAUGACGGCGGUGACGGUUCGGUUGGUGUACAGAUCCGACAAACCCGGAGGCUACCGGAUUUUCUCCAAAGCGUGAAUCUCAAGUACGUGAAAUUAGGUUACCAUUACUUAAUCUCAAAUCUCUUGACUCUCUGUUUAUUCCCUCUCGCCGUCGCCAUCUCCGUCGAAGCGUCUCAGAUGAACCCAGACGAUCUCCGGCAGCUCUGGAUCCAUCUCCAAUACAAUCUGGUCAGUAUAAUCAUCUGCUCGGCGAUUCUAGUCUUCGGUUUAACCGUCUAUGUCAUGACCCGACCCAGACCCGUUUACUUGGUCGAUUUCUCCUGUUACCUCCCGCCUGAUCACCUCAAAGCUCCUUUCACUCGAUUCAUGGAUCACUCCAGACUCACCGGAGAUUUCGACGACUCUGCUCUCGAGUUUCAGCGCAAGAUCCUCGAACGCUCUGGUUUAGGAGAAGACACUUAUGUCCCUGAAGCUAUGCAUUACGUUCCUCCAAGAAUCUCGAUGGCUGCAGCUAGAGAAGAAGCUGAACAAGUCAUGUUCGGUGCUUUAGAUAACCUAUUUGCGAACACGAACGUGAAUCCAAAGGAUAUUGGGAUCCUCGUUGUGAACUGUAGUCUCUUUAACCCAACACCAUCGCUUUCCGCAAUGAUUGUGAACAAGUAUAAGCUUAGAGGUAACAUAAGAAGCUACAACCUUGGAGGAAUGGGUUGCAGCGCCGGAGUUAUAGCGGUGGAUUUGGCUAAAGACAUGUUGCUUGUACACAGGAAGACUUACGCGGUUGUUGUCUCGACGGAGAACAUAACUCAGAACUGGUAUUUCGGUAACAAGAAAUCGAUGUUGAUACCGAACUGCUUGUUUCGAGUUGGUGGCUCGGCGGUUUUGCUAUCGAACAAGUCUCGCGACAAGAGACGUGCUAAGUACAGGCUUGUGCAUGUGGUCAGGACUCAUCGUGGAGCAGACGAUAAAGCUUUUCGUUGUGUUUAUCAAGAACAGGACGAUACAGGAAGAACAGGGGUUUCUUUGUCGAAAGAUCUAAUGGCGAUUGCAGGGGAAACUCUCAAAACAAAUAUUACCACGUUAGGUCCUCUUGUUCUUCCGAUAAGCGAGCAGAUUCUCUUCUUUAUGACUUUAGUUGCGAAGAAGCUUUUUAACGGGAAAGUUAAACCGUAUAUACCGGAUUUCAAACUUGCUUUCGAGCAUUUCUGUAUCCAUGCUGGUGGGAGAGCUGUGAUUGAUGAGCUGGAGAAGAAUCUGCAGCUCUCACCUGUUCAUGUGGAGGCUUCGAGGAUGACUCUUCAUAGAUUUGGGAACACAUCUUCGAGCUCGAUUUGGUAUGAACUGGCUUAUAUCGAAGCGAAAGGAAGGAUGCGAAGAGGUAAUCGCGUUUGGCAAAUAGCGUUUGGGAGUGGGUUUAAAUGCAAUAGCGCGAUUUGGGAAGCGUUAAGGAAUGUGAAGCCUUCUAAAAAGAGUCCUUGGGAAGAUUGUAUUGACAAGUAUCCGGUGAAAUUAAGUUAUUAGCUAUGGUUGUUUCUUUAAAGAAAUUAGAUUUGAUCUUUGACAAUGUCAAUGUACUUGUUGUUUUUGUUUAUGUGUUUGGGAGAUUUUGUGAUGUUUUGAGUUUCAUUUCUUAAGCUCGUCAUGUGUGCAUAUCUUAGUUGUGUAAUGACGAAAUCACAAAAGAAAUGAGAAAAUAAUUUCCUUUGCUA
Molecule: messenger RNA, 2154 nt
Organism: Eutrema salsugineum
Lineage: Eukaryota; Viridiplantae; Streptophyta; Magnoliopsida; Brassicales; Brassicaceae
Product: 3-ketoacyl-CoA synthase 4
Exons: 1
Coding region: 404-1966 (520 amino acids)
Biological process (GO): fatty acid biosynthetic process
Cellular component (GO): membrane
Molecular function (GO): acyltransferase activity, transferring groups other than amino-acyl groups
Source: RefSeq, a predicted model, not a curated record